AUGUCACGCACACGCUGAGCUCGAGCCUGGCGCACACGCUGCGCGUCCGGACUUCUUGGAGAAAAGAGGUGGUACAGGGAGGUGCGCGCGCGCGCGCGCGCGAGGAGGAGCUCGUGGAUGUGUCCAGCAUGAGGGGACGGAGCUCUUCGUGACCGUGGUCCUCCUGCGGUGGAGGUGUGAUGAAGCUGUGCUGCUGUUUAACGCCCGGUUCCCGCGCGGUUGUGUGUUCCAGACCCUCAUCUACAGCAUCAUGGUUGUUGUUGUGUCGGUGGCACUCGGUGGCCCGUCUCUCCUCCUGCUCCUCCUGGCCGAAGCGCUGUCCUCCGACACCGGUGGAGGCGGCCACGCGCGCACGGACAUGCAGCGCGAGAUCCUCUCCAUCAUGGGGCUGCCGCAGCGCCCGCGGCCGCGCGUCCACGAGAAGCGCGACGCCGCGCCCGCGUUCAUGCUGGACCUGUACAAUGCCAUCUCCACGGCCGGGCAGGACGAGGGACCCCCGCUGGGGUCUGUGCCCGACCCCAAUCUUCUGAAGAACACCGACAUGGUGAUGAGCUUCAACAGCCUGGUGGAUCAUGACAAGGAGAUCUCCACUUUUCCACACUACCGGGAGUACCGCUUUAACCUGUCGAACAUCCCAAAGGGUGACGUCCUCACGGCUGCUGAGUUCCGCAUCUACAAAGACUUUGUUCACGGAUACCCGGAGAAUGAAACCUUCCAUGUCAGCAUCUUCCAGGUGCUGCAGGAGCAGCCUGACAGGGAACUGGACUCGCUGCUUGUGGAUUUGCGGCUUACUUGGGCUACAGAGGAAGGCUGGCUGGUGUUUGACAUCACUUCCACUGUCACCCAGUGGAUUCUCCAUCCAGAGCAGAACCUCGGCCUGCAGCUGAUUGUGGAGACCAGCGAUGGCCACAGCGCGAACCCCGGUACGGCAGGACUGUGGGAUGGCCGCGGCAUCCAGAGCAAGCAGCCCUUUGUGGUAGCUUUCUUCAAGGCUGCUCAGGUGCAAACACGUAGCACCCGCUCCACAGGCCCCAGACAGCGGGGUCCCGCUCGAUCCAAGAGCUCCAAAGGCCAGCAGGCACUGAGGUUCACCAGCAGCUCAGGAAACAGCAGCACUGACCAAAAGCAGGCUUGUAAGAAGCAUGAGCUUUUUGUGAGCUUCCAGGACCUGGGCUGGCAGGACUGGAUCAUUGCCCCAGAGGGAUAUGCAGCAUAUUAUUGCGAUGGCGAGUGUGCCUUUCCUCUUAACUCCUACAUGAACGCCACUAACCAUGCCAUUGUGCAAACACUGGUCCACUUCAUCAACCCAGAGGUGGUGCCCAGGCCCUGCUGCGCUCCCACCCAGCUCCAUGCCAUCUCCGUACUCUACUUUGACGAUAGCUCUAAUGUCAUCCUGAAGAAGUACCGCAACAUGGUGGUGCGAGCCUGCGGUUGCCAUUAAACCACCGCUGUUCCUAGGAUGCAGCUGCAUAGCGUGGGGCCCAACAGCAGCCUCCGUGCUCCACAUUGACUGUUACCCAAGGUGCAUCGUUUUCAGUUUUGCUGGAGCUAUCCCAGGAGAAACCUAGUAGUACACACGUGCCGCUGAAACUAUGAGACUAAGAGGCCUUGUUUAGUUGUGGGGGAGCAGCUGAUUUGGUUCUGAAUAUUUUGGAUAUUCAGUCAAUUGCUCUCGGUAGUGUGGAGAGGCUGUUCCAAGGACGGGGCUGUUUCCUGAGCAAAAAUCAGUUUCACUACAAUGAUCUGCACUAGGCUGUGAAGCUUAGGGUGCUUAGUUUGUCUACAUCUAUUAUCUGACUAAGUAAAAAGAGGAAGACAAGCUGUGGAAUGUGCUUCUAACACUCCAAAAACCGAAAAUGUGAACUGUACUGCGUUAUUUAUCUGCAGACUACGCGCCCAGGGGAAGUUGCCCUCCACAGAUGUUUUUCUCUUGGCUCAGCUUCUCCUUACUCAGCUGGUUGACAGAAAGCAGCGCUGCUCUUCUGCCUGUGUGCUCCGCCUGGCCUCCUCAAAGCCUGGAAUGAGCUUGUGCAUCCAUCAUCCCCUGGGCAGCAGGCAGCACAGUGGUUGAGGAGUUGGACAAAGAGGGCUGUGAAUGGACACUUAUGAACACUGAUGCCACCGACAUGGAUUCUGAUGUCCACAGAGAUUUUUAUUGGUGUUUUGUGGUUCUCCACUAAUCCGAAGCGCAACCGUCCUUCAAUUCCACAGGCGAGGGUGGUGUUCGCCAUGGAGAGACUGCUAGUGAGAAGACACAUAGCCAGCCUCCAACACACGUGCCUCAUCGCUGGAGCGACUCCUGACGUUCACUGACACAGCCAGGGUGGAGACCACCAGAGAGCUUUUCCUUCGCCAUGAUGUCAUUUCUCAAUACUUCAGAGGUUGACCUGGUUCUGACAAGUGCUGGGUUUCUAAAUGUCAUGCUAGGAGGAACACCCACUCAGUGCUUCUGAAGUGAACUGUGCUGGGAUGAGAAAAGGUAGAAACGUGUUUAUAGACAAACGCUUUAGCGAUGCUUUUGGGGACCACUUUCCUCUUUCAGAUAUU
Molecule: messenger RNA, 2547 nt
Organism: Scleropages formosus (Asian bonytongue)
Lineage: Eukaryota; Metazoa; Chordata; Actinopteri; Osteoglossiformes; Osteoglossidae
Product: bone morphogenetic protein 7-like
Exons: 7
Coding region: 251-1441 (396 amino acids)
Biological process (GO): BMP signaling pathway
Cellular component (GO): extracellular region
Molecular function (GO): cytokine activity; growth factor activity
Source: RefSeq, a predicted model, not a curated record